This is a messenger RNA of Camelina sativa (false flax), 1104 nucleotides long. RefSeq lists its product as uncharacterized. Lineage: Eukaryota; Viridiplantae; Streptophyta; Magnoliopsida; Brassicales; Brassicaceae. The record is from RefSeq and is a predicted model, not a curated record.
CCGCCGACCACUCGACGGAUUAGAUAAAUGAUAAAUCUCUUCUCUGCUGUUCCUUCUUCUUCUUCUUCUUCUUUAGCGUACUUUUCCGAGUUAACUCAGUUUCCUCUCUGGUUUCACUCAUUGUCGGAUCCCCAUAAAAAUAAAAAAAAAGCCUUACCUUUUCGUCUAAGUGAGACAAUCGACUUACGAAUCAAUGGCGACUGAAAACCCUAUUACUACGGAGACUGUUGCCCUCACUGAGAAGAAAAUGGACAUGUCUUUAGAUGAAAUUAUUAAGAUGGAAAAGAGCAAUACCAAUGUGAAUAAGGGCAAGAAACAGAGAUCGUCGAAUAAAAAGGAGAAAUUUAAUGGUCCUGCGAAAAAUAAUACGGUUAAAGCACAGCGUUAUAUGGACUCACGGUCUGAUGUUAGACAGGGUGCGUUUGCUAAGAGAAGGUCUAAUUUCCAAGGAAACCAGUUUCCUGUAACAACAGCUGUUGCUCGUAAAGCCGCUUCUGCUAAUCCGCGUGGUAGGCCUUAUAAUACUGGAAGGAUGACGACUAAUACGAAUCAAUCAAGGUUUAUUACUCCACCAGUUCAGAAUAGAUCUGUACAGAGAGGGUUCGUCGCAAAGCAACAUCAGCAGCAGCAAAGGGUAAACAUAGAGCAGAAGCAAGCUAAUGGACAAAGGCAAUGGCCUCAGACGCUGGACUCUCGGUUUGCAAGCAUGAAAGAAGAGAGAAUGAGAAUGAGUAGGUUUGUAGACAAUAGAAGCAAUGGAGGCAACAAUGGCGCUAGAUUGUAUCAGCAGCAGCAGCAGCGUUCGACGGUCCCGUGGGGGAGAAGAGCUACAAGAUUCCCCAACUGAUUUAUAUGAUCAUCAGAACAAUGGCGUUUCUUGGGUAGGGUGGUGAAUACAUUUGCUACUUAAUGCAGUUUGGUUUGGUUUCAAUCUAUUUAAGUGUAGAACAUUCAUUUGUGAAUCUCUUUCUUGAAACUAGCAAAAAAAUCAAAACGUCUUGGCUGUGUGCUUUGUGUGUUCUUGACUUCUUGCUUGGUCAGGGAGAGAUAAAUUGACCAUAAUACCCUUUCAUCUCUUGAUUAAAUAAAUAUCAAUCAAUACUU